Aricia agestis (brown argus) is the source of this 2484-nucleotide messenger RNA. RefSeq names its product leucine-rich repeat-containing G-protein coupled receptor 4-like. Bases 227 to 2461 code for a protein of 744 amino acids. NCBI's taxonomy places the organism in Eukaryota, Metazoa, Arthropoda, Insecta, Lepidoptera, Lycaenidae. The record is from RefSeq and is a predicted model, not a curated record. The transcript has 4 exons. Gene Ontology annotation, molecular function: protein binding.
GGUCGUUUUCGCCUCAUACAAUGUUAUCUUCUACUUGCAGCCGCACGUAAAGCCUAGUCAAGUUUUGCGAAAUCGAUAGCAUAUUUUUUAUUAAUGAGACAGAUAUUUUAGUGGGUUUGUGUUAAAGUGAAAAUAAGAACUACAUUGAGUAAUGACAAACUGUGCGGAGAUUAUAGUAAAGAUUGUUUGCGGUAUUAGCCACAGGUAGGAAUGUUAUGCCAGCGUUAUGAAUCUUCUACGAGCUUCGGGAGUUCUGCUGUUGAUUUUACUAACAAAGGCUGAAGUAGACUUCGAAGAUCGUCCCAACGAUGCCUGCCAUAUUUGCAUGUGUAGCUCGGAUAGAACCAUCAUAGACUGCUCACGAAGAGGUCUAUCAGAACUACCAGAUGGCAUAAGUGAAAAGGUUGAGAAGCUUAAUAUUUCAAACAACGAAAUAACAACAUUUCCUCGGAAACUAUAUACACUUUAUAAUUUGGUGUCAUUGGAUGUCAGUGGAAACGAACUGAGAUUAUUACCAGAAGACGCCCUACAGAACCUAACAGCCUUGGAGGCUUUGAACUUAUCUCGAAAUAAUUUUGAAGAAUGGCAAGACCUAAAUCCAAACAGCGUUUUGCUUCCAGCAACAAGUCUACUUCUUUUGGACCUUUCAAGGAAUAAAUUUAAAACAAUGGCAAAUCUAGCGAAUAAAGAACUCUUCAUUAGCUCGUCUUUGGAAACUCUGAUUCUGGACAAUUGUGAAAUUGGCUCUGUAAGUGGAAGAUCGCCUCUCAGUGGUCUCACAAAUAUAAAAAUUCUAAAGCUCAAUGGUAAUCCAUUGACUCAUUUUCAAAAACUAAUAUCUCCCUCUCUCAAAAGUAUAUAUGUCAGUAACUGUCAGUUGAGCUAUAUUAAUCAUGAUGAAUUGGCUUUCCUGCCAUCACUGGUUUUUUUGAAAAUGUCUCAUAAUUAUAGAUUAGAGCUAUCAUCAAAUACCAAUGUAAUAUUCUCAACAUCUUUGAGAUACCUGGAUAUAUCUUUUUGUAAUGUAUUUUUACCAAAUCUUCGAGGGUUCCCUAAUUUAAGGAAGGCAAUAAUUAAUCACAAUAUGAUUAGAUAUCUUAAAAGUAAUGAAUUUAUUAAUAACACAAAAUUAGAAUAUCUUGACCUUUCUUACAAUAAUAUUGGAUCUCUAAAAAGCGACACCUUUAAAGGUCUUAGUAUGAUACGACAUUUGGAUUUGUCUUGGAAUGAAAUAGCAGAGGUACCCGAGAAUAGUCUACUAGCAAUGCCAUCAUUAUCACAAUUAAAACUUGCUAGAAAUUACCUAACUAGAGUGGGUCAUAUAAAAUCUACUUCACUAACACUCCUUGAUAUAAGUUCUUGCGAAAUAAAUACAAUUGGAAAGGAUUCACUGGAGGGCUUGCCAUCUUUAUUAGACUUAGAUCUUUCUCAUAACCUUUUAUCCUUUAUACCAGAUAGUAUUUCAUCAAAUACUUUAAAACAUUUAAAUUUGAACUACAACAGAAUAAGCUCCGUUAGUAACGUCACAUUUUUCAUGCUACCCAGACUUAGUAGCUUGAGUGUUGUAGGCAAUCGAUUUACAAUGAUUUGGAAUAAGAGCUACUUUGAAUCCAAUCCUUAUUUAGAAAACUUACAUCUAGGAGACAAUAUGUGGCGCUGUGACUGCGUCGACGAUAACAUGUUUGAUUUUUACGAAUUCGUUACACUGGAGCCCAAUAAGAAAGAGGAGUCUUACAACUUAGUAUGCAACAGUCCAGUGAAUGUAAUAGGACAAACUUGGCUAGAAGCUUGUUACUUCACCUGGUAUCCGAGUACAAAAUCAGCAAAUCCUGAUAACUUGAUAUGGUUUAUCAUUGUUAUGAUAGUAGGUUUGGCUUUAUGUAUUUUAAUAGUAAAUAUAAUUCGACAAUCUAUGAACAAGCGAUUGGCGGCUAUACAACAAGAAAGAGAAAGACAGGUCGAGGAAGCUAGAGAUAGACUGAGACAGUUGAGAAUGCGAGCAGAACAAGAAGCGUUAGUUAACACACCCGAUCCUCGUGAUCUAAUCGCCCCACCGUCUUACAUUGAAGCUCUCUCAAUGCCUAAGCUAAAUGCAUCGUGUCAUUCUCUAAAUGAAACUGGUUCGGGUAGAACUAAAAGGAAAAGAGGUCGUAGAAAAACGAAAUCCAGUGGAGAUUUGUUAGAGGAGACCGAAAGAAAUGGCGACCUGCCAGUAUUAGAUGAUAUGGAAUUGUCGGAAUCUUCUACAGGAAAACGUAGAAGACGUCGUCGUAGAUCAGGCAAAUACGGUAGUCACGAAAUAACAGAAUUAGAACAUAGUCCUGGAGCAAGGAGACGCCGUCAGUCUGAACACGAAGUCAGUAGUGACCACACUACAAUAGAAGUUGAGGCUGAACUAGAAAGACCUCUACGUACUCGUCUAAGGAGAUAUUCGGAUGAAGUACGAGAAAGUGACUUUUAGAUUUAAGUUAUUUUUAUAAAAUA